Aureobasidium pullulans EXF-150 is the source of this 713-nucleotide messenger RNA. RefSeq lists its product as uncharacterized. The transcript is spliced from 2 exons. The coding region runs from base 188 to 685 and encodes 165 amino acids. The record is from RefSeq and is a predicted model, not a curated record. NCBI's taxonomy places the organism in Eukaryota, Fungi, Ascomycota, Dothideomycetes, Dothideales, Saccotheciaceae.
CUCCUUUCUAUCACGGUCCAUCUUCCUUCUACUACUCUCUUCCCGUCCAGAAGCUUCUUCUAUCCUUUCUGGCAACACUGUGUCGCACCUUCUCAGCCUACCUCAAGACAGCAUACCUCUCCUCCAGAAAUCCUUCAUUGGAACCUUCCACUCUCGCUCGCAAGAGUCAUCCUACACAACUACUACCAUGGACUCCUUCAUGCACUCCUGUCAAAAGAUUUUGCUUGAGAGAGCCGCUGCAGCCAACGGCCAGCAACAUCCUCAAGACAUCACCGAUCUCCCACCAGCCUACACCGCCGAAGACACCCUCACCGACUCAGAAGACGAGGACGAAGAGGAUGAAGACCCAUCUCCCAUCACCCUCGUCCUCAACACCUCCUCACAAGUCCACGGGACGGGUAACAUGAUUGCAACACCACCACUCGCAGACGCAACUCGCCUAUCUGCACUCUUGCUCGCUGCAGUUCAAAGUCUCAGCGCUGCAAAGACUGCUGCCACCAAGCCCGGUUCCAAGACUCCUAUCUUGCAAGUCAACCUUACCAUCAACUGCGGCAUCACUGUCACUGGCAACAACAACGUCGUCGGAUACAAGACUCAAGGUGUGCUGCCAACCAUCACCAAGAGAAAGGGUCUCGAGGAGGUUACCGAACAUGCCCCUGAGGCCAAGAGAGUCAAGAAUGAGUGAGCCCGCUCGCUGUACGAACAACAAAGCC